Molecule: messenger RNA, 887 nt
Organism: Rana temporaria (common frog)
Lineage: Eukaryota; Metazoa; Chordata; Amphibia; Anura; Ranidae
Product: F-box only protein 6-like
Exons: 8
Coding region: 177-725 (182 amino acids)
Biological process (GO): SCF-dependent proteasomal ubiquitin-dependent protein catabolic process; glycoprotein catabolic process
Cellular component (GO): SCF ubiquitin ligase complex; cytoplasm
Molecular function (GO): ubiquitin protein ligase activity
Source: RefSeq, a predicted model, not a curated record
UUUUUCUUCUAUUUAAACCCCCAACAUGGGAACAUCGCUCACCUUUGCGGCAUUCACUUACACAGGCGAGCGUCCGUCCUCCUGGAACAUUCCAAGCAGUAAAUCUCAGCUUUAUUUGGUUUCUGCUCACCCGAGUCCAUCUGAAUUCCUAAGCUGCGGGGACUGUGACUGCAAAUAUGUGGGGAACAAAUGGCCUGAAGAGAAACUUGAUCAAAAAUCCAAGCGCUCUAGAGGGUUUACAAAACUGGUCCAUAGAUGAAAAUGGUGGUAGCCAAUGGAAGGUUGAAGAUUUGCCUGGAGGUGAAGGAGAGAUGUUUCCAAAUACAUCGGUCCAAAAAUACUUUGUAACCUCCAACCAGACCUGCAAGAAGUCCCAGCUUAUCGACCUAAAGAAAGAGGGGUUCAGUGCUGAGAUUUUGGACAAAUUUCAACCGGCCAUUAUCGUCACAGACUGGUAUGCGGCAAGGAAGGACUGUAGCUGCCAGUAUGAGUUGUUGGUCCGACUGCUUUCUGAAGACAAGAAAACCAUACAGGAGUUUCACCCACAACCCGUGAAUCUACCGCAACGUUGUGACGGCCAAUGGCAUUAUGUAACACACACCUUCAGUAACUAUGGACCAGGAGUGCGCUAUAUCUCUUUUCAGCAUGGCGGGAAGGACACCUUGAACUGGGCCGGCUGGUAUGGCGUGCGAGUCUCCAACAGCAGCAUCUCUGUGGACAUUUAGGGUCCAACUGCGUGAAUGUGACAUGUUUUCAUUUCCCCAUCUAGUGCUGAAGGACACUGCUAACCUGAUUUUUGUAGUUUAUUGUUUAAAAUACGCAGUUGUCUUAGAAUUAUAAUUCAAAGCAGCCGAAAUAUGAAAUAUUACUCUGUCAUUGUUCUGGUA